GUGUUGAACGCGCAUCAGCAGGGGGCGUGGUUAAGAAGUGACAUGGCCGCCUCCUUUUACAGACUGUCGUAGUCUUUCUCCGGUUACUUGUAUAUUAAAUUAGUUUAGUUUUACUUAAAUUCCGUCCAUAUUCAAUAGGACAGCGUCCCGUGGAGCUCAACAUGGGCACCGUUCACGCCCGGAGCCUGGAUCCUCUGCCCAUGCAAGGGCCAGAGCUUGGAGUUCAACCAGACGACAUAGAGGCUGCAGAGUUUGAACAGGAGCCUAAACAAGAAGUUCUUGAAAACAAAGAUGUUGUGGUUCAACGAGUGCACAUAGACGGCCUCGGAAGAACCAAAGAGGACUUGUUGACGUACGAAAUUGCAGAAGUUUUCCGGGCAAAAAACUUGAUUGAUGUCAUGCGGAAGUCUCAUGAAGCUCGACAGAAGCUGCUGCGCCUUGGUAUUUUCAGAAAAGUGGAAGUUGUUAUUGACACUUCUCGAGGUGAGGAUGCUCUUCCUAACGGCCUUGAUGUGACCUUUGAGGUCAUUGAGCUGAGACGAUUAACAGGCAGCUACAAUACGAUGGUUGGAAACAAUGAAGGGAGCAUGGUACUGGGGCUAAAGUUACCUAAUGCACUUGGUCGUGCAGAGAAGCUCAACUUUCAGUUCUCCUAUGGCACCAAAGAGACAUCCUAUGGCUUGUCCUUCUUCAAACCCCAACCUGGCCACUUUGAACGCAAUAUCACACUCAACCUGUACAAGGUAACAGGUCAAUUUCCGUGGAGUUCACUGAGGGAGACAGAUCGAGGCGUCUCUGCAGAACUAAGUUUCCCAGUGUGGAAGACCAAUCAAACACUGAAGUGGGAGGGAGUUUGGAGAGAGCUGAGCUGUUUGGCUCGCACUGCAUCUUUUGCCAUCCGCGAGGAGAGUGGCCAUUCCCUUAAGUCCUCACUUUCGCACGCUAUGGUCAUUGACACCAGGAAUUCCUCCAUUCUUCCCAGGAAAGGUGGCUUACUAAAGAUCCACCAGGAACUUGCUGGUUACACUGGGGGAGACGUCAGUUUCCUGAAGGAGGACUUUGAGAUCCAGCUCAACAAAUCACUCUUCUGGGACUCUGUCCUCUCUGCCUCAAUGUGGGGUGGUUUGCUUCUACCCAUCGGAGAGAAUCCAACAAACGUAGCAGACAGGUUCUACCUAGGUGGCCCCACUAGCAUCAGGGGAUUCAGCAUGUACAGUAUGGGCCCACAGAGUGAAGGUGUGGCAGGUGACUACAUGGGAGGAGAAGCCUACUGGGCUGGAGGCCUUCACCUCUAUACCCCUCUUCCCUUCAGACCAGGCAGAGGGGGCUUUGGUGACCUCUUCAGAACACACUUCUUCCUCAAUGCCGGAAACCUGUGUAACCUCAACUAUGGUGAGGGGCCACAAGCACAUCUGAAGAAACUGGCAGAAUGCAUCCGUUGGUCAUAUGGACUGGGCAUUGUUGUGCGUUUGGGGAACAUUGCCAGGCUGGAGUUGAAUUACUGCAUUCCCAUGGGUGUCCAGAGUGGAGACAGGAUAUGUGACGGGGUCCAGUUUGGAGCAGGAAUCAGAUUCCUGUGAAGCCACUUUUCUUCUGCUUAUGCUUCACCACGUGAUACCAGAAACUUUUUUUAAGGGAAUGAUGCUUGUACAGAAUUUUUGUUGCAAUUUAUUGGCUCAAUAAAAGUGUUGGCACUGA
Messenger RNA from Solea solea (common sole), 1698 nucleotides. It is a transcript of the gene samm50, whose product is annotated as SAMM50 sorting and assembly machinery component. NCBI's taxonomy places the organism in Eukaryota, Metazoa, Chordata, Actinopteri, Pleuronectiformes, Soleidae. Gene Ontology annotation, cellular component: outer membrane; SAM complex. The transcript is spliced from 15 exons. Gene Ontology annotation, biological process: mitochondrial respiratory chain complex assembly; protein insertion into mitochondrial outer membrane. The record is from RefSeq and is a predicted model, not a curated record. The coding region runs from base 162 to 1580 and encodes 472 amino acids.